Folsomia candida is the source of this 1089-nucleotide messenger RNA. RefSeq lists its product as uncharacterized. Gene Ontology annotation, biological process: spermatogenesis. The record is from RefSeq and is a predicted model, not a curated record. NCBI's taxonomy places the organism in Eukaryota, Metazoa, Arthropoda, Collembola, Entomobryomorpha, Isotomidae. The transcript has 5 exons. Bases 221 to 994 code for a protein of 257 amino acids.
CACUAGCAGCGUCGCACAGUCGACCACUCAGGUUACAUCUGGUUUUGGACUCUCAGCUAUUGUGGAGUUCGUAAUUCAUUACCACUCUGACUUCUGCUCCGGAAACGUUGAGUUGGACAUAUUUAAUAAUAAUAACAAUAAUAAUACUUCAAAAAGUAAAAAUACGUCAUUAAAACAUUUUAAUAGUCAGUCCUAACUGUGACAAGAUAUUUUUAGGAACAUGAGCAAGUUUACAUACUAUGACGAUUUGGUCCAACCCGGAGCCAAACUUGUCUGCGUCCUUGGCGAGGUCAUCUCUCCUGGAAACUUUUACGUAGUUUUACAAUCGGAAUGGAAUAAUUUGGAGCACUUGAUGGAGGAAAUGCAGUCGGUUUAUGAUCAUAUGGAACAGAGACCUGGGGACUUGGACAGAAUGGAGAAGGGUCAACCGUUGGCUGUCUUGCGUCCACUGGACCGAGCCUGGCACCGGGCAGUUUUCCUUAACCACGACUCGUCUGGCCGUGAUCUUUUUGUGGUCAAGCUGGUAGACUACGGUGACAUCAUUAGCGUCGCUCUCAAGGAUAUCCGUCCUCUGCGCUCCGACCACGUCGCUGCCCUGAUAGGCACAGGGAUUCGAUGCACCUUAUGCCUUGGACCCUCCUACAAUCCCCUCGUGACUCUCAAUUCGGAUGGAACAACGAGGACCGAUUACUUCAAUGAAGAUGAGGGAUGGACCCUGGAAGACCGAUCCAUGCUACUGGACUUCAUCUACAAUAAGGACGUGCUGGUCGACUUUCAGCAACGAACCGUGCUUUCAUCCGGAGAGGUUGCAUGGGAGGUUUUUAUUCACCAUGCCACACCCCACAUUGAGAGGGAGUUGAUGAUCAAAACUCGUGGAACUUAUUGCAAGGGAGAAGAUGAGCCAGAGUAUCAAUAUCCUGAAGACCCUUUCAACAUAUCUUCCCAUUUGGACUCGUUUAAGAAUGGCGAACUUCACCACGAGGGGUGGUUGUGAAUAGUUGUGAUCAACGCAAAUCUUAAUACUGAAUCUUUUGAAUUAAAUGUAAAUUAGCAGCAAUGAUUCGUUGAAUAAAGGUUUUUUGAACGAAA